AUGGAGCCUGGAUCCGUGGUCCGAGCCGUCUUUGACUUCUGCCCUAGCGUCUCAGAGGAACUGCCACUGUUCGUGGGGGACGUCAUUGAAGUGUUGGCCGUGGUGGAUGAGUUUUGGCUCCUAGGGAAGAAGGAAGAUGUUACAGGACAGUUCCCCAGCAGUUUUGUGGAGAUCGUGACAAUUCCCAGUCUGAAAGAGGGAGAGAGGCUGUUUGUCUGCGUCUGCGAGUUCGUGUCUCGAGAGCUGAACAGUCUUUCCCUCCAUCGAGGAGACCUGGUCAUUCUCUCCGAUGGUACUCCCACUGCAGGAUGGCUGCAGGGCCGAAGCUGCCGGGGCGCCCGGGGCUUCUUCCCAUCCUCCUGUGUCCACGAGCUCUGCCUCUCCUCUCAGAGCCGUCAGUGGCACUCACAGAGUGUGCUGCUUCAGGCUCCAGAAUACUCCAUGGGACAAGCACGGGCCCUCAUGGGCCUUUCUGCCCAGUUGGAUGAGGAGUUAGAUUUCAGGGAAGGAGACGUGAUCACCAUUAUCGGGAUGCCUGAGCCAGGCUGGUUUGAGGGAGAGUUAGAAGGUCGAAGGGGCAUUUUCCCAGAAGGUUUUGUAGAGCUUCUGGGGCCCCUAAGGACUGUGGAUGAGUCGCUAAACUCUGGAAGUAGAGAUCACUCCACUGUCAAUGGUGAAGUGGAUGUCUCUCCAGAAGAAGUGGAGAGUGGGGGUGAUGAGGACGACCAGCAGAUGGGGACCUAUGGAAUCGCCCUCUACAGAUUCCAAGCCCUGGAAACGAAUGAGUUGGAUUUUGAGGUAGGGGACAAAAUUCGAAUCCUGGGGACCUUGGAGGAUGGCUGGCUGGAAGGACACCUGAAGGGCAAGACAGGUAUCUUUCCCCAUCGCUUUGUGAAGUUAUGUCCUAGCAAGAGGACAGAGGAAACCUUGGCUCAGCCCCAGGAAGACAGCUUCCCAAAGAACUCUGAAAGCUCUGUGGGGGAGUCAGGGGACUCCGUGGUGGAGGAAGCAAGACCACAGGAGUGUGAAGAAGAAAGACCUGACUGUGAUCUCCCAGAACAGGCCUCUGCGCCCCAAGAUGAUGUGGCACCCGAGUGGAUUGGAGAUAAGAUCUCUGGUCAGGAUAAAAAUGCCUUAGGAAGCUCCCCAGAUGUGGACCUUGAAAGGCCUCUUGCUAAAGGCCUUUCCACACCUGACCUCUCAGAGGAAGUCAAUGGUAUUUCCUCCCAGCCUCAGGUACCUCUUCACCCCAAAGUACAGAAGAGCCAACAUUAUUUAACAGCAGGAGGGAGCCACCAAGGCUCAGACCCAUUCUCCUCAGAGCUUGUCCCGCUAGAAGCCAGGACCAGAGACUACUCCAGCCUGCCUCCUAGGAGAACAUAUACCCAGGGUUGGUCACUCCAGAAGCCAGUGCCCCACCUCCAGAGAGCCUCCUCGCUUACAGGCUCAAGGCUAGACAGACUUAGCCACUUUUGCCAUCCAGCCAUGGCCAGCAAUGCUCAGAAACACCCAAUAUCUACAGAAAAUAUUGCCAGCCUCUGCUGUGCACCUGAGAGACCAGAGAGGAGGCCUGGUCUACCAGACAGGGGGCCUGUCACAGCUAUGACCCCAGCAUCGCAGGUGGACAGCUUGGACCUAGAUUCCAAGUUGACUGAACAACUGAUAGAGUUUGAGAAGAGCCUGUCAGGGCCCAGCACAGAGCCAGGGAAAAUCGUACGCCGCUUUUCAAUCAUGGACUUUUACUCUGAGAAGGAUAUCGUGAGAGGCUCCUCAGACUCACAGGCCUCACAGGCUUUCCCGGAGAAAAGAAAGACCCUGAGGCCACCGCCGCCUAGACCCCGUACCCCAACACCCAUUUCUCCCCACUUGCUGGUUGACCAGAGCCCGAAACCUGUACCCGCCUUGGUUGUGCGACCCUCCCGACCAGCUCCCCUGCCUCCUCCCACCCAGCAGAGGAUGAAUACGGCCUCCCCCAAGCCCACCUCCUGCGCCCAUGUCAGUUGGGAGGCUCCAGAGAAGGAGGACUCUGAGCACACGGAGAAGAGCCCCGCCCAGACGUUUCCAUGCCCCUCUGUGUUGGCGAGGAUUCAGGGCCUGGAACACGACUUGGACAUGUAUGCCAGGGCUCAGGAGGAACUGAGCUUGCUGUUAGAGGAGAAGCAAGAGGAGUCGUUGAGGACGGAGGCUCUUGAGACUUUCAAAUCCUACGAGAGCGCCAUUCAGAGUCUGAACCUGGAGCUCCAGCAGCUGAGAGACAUGACGCUCCUCUCUUCCCAGUCUUCAUCUCUGGCCACCUCCUCUGGGUCCGUGUCCACUGAAAAGCCAGAGCAGAGGAUGCUGGAGAAGAGGGCCAAGGUGGUGACUGAGCUUUUGCAGACGGAGAAAGACUACAUCCGGGAUCUGGAGAUGUGCAUUGAGAGGGUCAUGGUGCCCCUGCAGCAGGCACAGGUACCAAACGUUGAUUUUGAAGGACUUUUUGGAAAUAUGCAAACAGUGAUUAAAGUCUCAAAGCAAUUGCUGGCAGCCUUGGAAGUCACCGAUGCUGUAGGACCCGUGUUUCUUGAUCACCGGGAAGAACUUGAGGGGACGUACAGGGUUUACUGCCAGAACCAUGAUGAGGCCAUUUCCCUGCUAGAAAUCUACGAGAAGGACGAGAGGGUCCAGAAGCAUCUUCAAGACUACUUGGCUGAUCUCAAGAGCCUGUACCAUGAAUGGGGAUGCACCAAUUAUAUCAACCUGGGCUCCUUCCUCAUCAAACCCGUACAAAGAAUAAUGCGUUACCCACUGCUGCUAAUGGAGUUGCUGAAUUCCACCCCAGAAUCCCACCCGGAUAAAGUGCCUUUAACCAACGCGGUCCUCGCCGUCAAGGAAAUCAAUGUUAACAUUAAUGAGUACAAACGCCGGAAGGAUCUAGUGCUUAAGUACCGCAAAGGGGAUGAAGACAGCCUGAUGGAGAAGAUCUCCAAGCUGAACAUACACUCCAUCAUCAAGAAGUCCAGCCGCGUUAGCAGCCACCUGAAACACCUCACUGGUUUCGCUCCGCAGCUAAAAGAUGAAGUAUUUGAAGAGACAGAAAAGAACUUCCGGAUGCAGGAGAGAUUGAUUAAGUCUUUUAUCCGAGACCUGUCCCUCUACCUCCAGCAUAUACGGGAAUCUGCUUGUGUGAAGGUGGUGGCAGCUAUGAGUAUAUGGGAUCUGUGCAUGGAGAGGGGGCAUCAUGACCUGGAGCAGUUCGAGAAGGUGCAUCGAUACAUCAGUGACCAGCUCUUCACACGGUUUAAGGAGAGGACCGAGCGGCUUGUCAUCAGUCCCUUAAACCAGCUGCUGAACAUGUUCACGGGGCCCUACAAGCUGGUGCAGAAGCGUUUCGACAAGCUCUUGGACUUCCACAACUGCACUGAGAAAGCGGAGAAGCUCAAGGACAAGAAGACUCUGGAGGAGCUGCAGUCGGCCCGGAACAACUACGAGGCCCUGAACUCGCAGCUGCUGGACGAGCUGCCCAAGUUCCAGCAGUACGCCCAGAGCCUCUUCACCAACUGCAUCCACGGCUACGCCGAAGCCCACUGUGACUUCGUGCAGCAGGCCCUGGAGCAGCUGCAGCCGCUGCUGUCGUUACUGAAAGCCAGCGACCGAGAAGGCAACUUGAUCGCCAUCUUCCAUGAGGAGCACAGCCGGGUCCUACAGCAGCUCCAGGUCUUCACUUUCUUCCCAGAAUCCCUCCCGGCUCCUAGGAAGCCCUUUGAGAGGAAAACCACAGACCGCCAGUCAUCACGGAAGACCCUUCUGGGCAUGCCAAGCUACAUGCUGCAAUCAGAAGAGCUGCGGAGCUCCCUGCUGGCGAGGUACCCACCGGAGAUGCUCUUCCAUGUCCAGCGGAACUUCAACGCUGCUCAGGACUUGGAUGUCUCCCUUUUGGAAGGGGACCUGGUGGGCGUGAUCAAAAAGCAGGACCCCAUGGGCAGCCAGAACCGCUGGCUCGUGGACAACGGAGUCACCAAAGGCUUUGUCUACAGCUCCUUCCUGAAGCCUUACAAUCCUCGCUGCAGCCAUUCGGACUCCUCCGUGGUCAGCCACUCCUCCACAGAGUCCGAGCACAGUGGCUCCUCCCCCAGCUUCCAUCGCCAGAACAGCAACAGUGCCUUGACCUUCAACUCCAACAACAUGAGUGUGUCGUUCACCUCAGGACUUUCCCUGAAGCAACCUCAGGAUGCUUCUCCACCGAAGGACUGUGUCCAAGAAACUCUCGGGGUGUCCUCGAACACGGGGAAUCCAGAAACUGGACCUUCCUCAUGCUUUUCAGACCCAGGCUUUUCCUGCCAGCGCAGGCCAGGGAACUCUGCAGAUGGUGCCAGAGAAAUCUGCCAACCUGCUUCAACCCUGAGGGGCUGCCAUCGGGGCUCCCCGCAUUCAGAAGUGGUCAGUUACUCUGUGCCAGGACGAAAUGACCAAGGCAGUGACUCUUUAAAAGUAACUGCCAGAGCCUGUCAGAGUCCAGAAGACAGAGACAGAGGGCUUGGAAGCAGUGAGACAGAAGGCAACCAGGUCUAUUUUGCCAUCUAUACCUUCAAGGCGCGAAACCCCAAUGAACUGAGUGUAUCAGCCAAUCAGAGACUCAGGAUCCUUGAGUUUAAAGACGUCACAGGCAAUACAGAGUGGUGGUUGGCCGAAGUUAACGGAAGGAAGGGCUAUGUCCCAUCCAACUAUAUCCGAAAAACUGAGUACACCUGAGCCAAGUUGCCUCCCAUCCCCCCUUGCUGCCGCUUUCAGUCCGCCGGAAUGUUUUGGUGGGCUCCAGGCUCCUGCUCCCAAGCAGGGCCCCACCACACUGCUCAUCCAUAAUGUGGAGCGCGAGAUAAGCUUUGUUCUGAUUGGGUUGUACACUUUGAUGCUCGCUAGAAUUUGAAGUGGAUGGACCCCAAAGGUUUGCCAGUGAUUCCGUGUCCACAAGAAGCAGGCCAAGUGCCGGUGUCAGCUUUGGGAAAUGAGACGUUCCCAAUCAGAAAAGCAGUAUUGUGCGCUGGUAGCUGUGCCAGCAUCAGCAGACGCUGGUGUUGGUUGCCACGUGCUCCGUGGUGGACUGAGCAGUCACGGGAUGAGGAGGAGCAGGUUCUGAGACCUCCUCCAUCGUACCUCUAUACAUGGGAACAGUCUUGUCAAGAUCACACCAAACCUGGUGUGUCAAAGGCCUGAGACACCCUGGUGCCCGGCAGCUUUCUCUCUGACACUUGCCCCUCACUCCUAAUUCUUAACAUGCUAACCUUUCACUGCUUCCCCGUUGAAUGUUUACAGUCUAACUUUUCUUCUGACCGUGUCUGGAAGGUUCUCUUACCUUGUCGAACAUGGUCAUCUGCCUCUUCUCUAACACUCAUUUCAACUUUGUUUGAUCUCUGUGGUGUCUCCUAACCUUUCUCCCUUGUACGCCAUAACUGACAGACUUCCCUAGACUAGCGGGCUCGGCAGUCCGGCCAGCCACUGAAAGUAUUCAUUCUGCCAGGUGGAAGCAGGAUGCCUGCCUCGCCCCCUUCCACCCUAGCACUCUACUGCCAUCUAGUCGCCUCCACACGUGCUCAAGACAACCACGUGGCUUAUUUGAAGUAGGCAGGAUCAGUGGCCCCAGAAACUAGUCUUAGAGUUGGAAAUAAGAAUUUUCUUUCUCACCACGAACUGCCAUACUUCAGAGACAAUAUUCAAAGCCAGACAGAUGCUAAAGUGCCUAAUGAGACCUCAGACCCAAGGCCGGAAGGUGGGUCGCUAAACCCAUGUGAGGACUUGUCUCAGCAUGGGUCUUAGACUCCAGUUCUUCCCCAUCCCUCUGGCUGCUGCUCUUCCAGCUGCACGUUUGGCCUUAAAGUCCUGUUGAAUCAGGGCAUGCCUGUGGACACCCAUGGCUGCACCACUGGUCAGAGCCUCUUAUGAAGUGUUUAUAUUUAGAAAUGUUUAUAUUUAAGUAGCUAUUUUAUAAAUAAAAGCAUUUCUAUUGACCAUAA
Messenger RNA from Mastomys coucha (southern multimammate mouse), 5987 nucleotides. RefSeq names its product dynamin binding protein (gene Dnmbp). Gene Ontology annotation, cellular component: cytoplasm. Lineage: Eukaryota; Metazoa; Chordata; Mammalia; Rodentia; Muridae. Gene Ontology annotation, biological process: intracellular signal transduction. Gene Ontology annotation, molecular function: protein binding; guanyl-nucleotide exchange factor activity. The transcript has 16 exons. The record is from RefSeq and is a predicted model, not a curated record. The coding region runs from base 1 to 4728 and encodes 1575 amino acids.